GUCAUUCAUCGUGAAUUGAUGGGAGCAAUGCAAUAUUUUGAUGAUUUGCCUCAUUCUCUAAGUAUCGAAGCAUAUGAUACCAUUACCAUUGACACGAGAUGGACGAAAACGUUUGGAAAUGCUGAAAUGACAUGAGAUGUGAAAAAGACUUGACAGGAAGAUUCACGUCGCUCAAAACCAAAAUGACAGUAGACAACGACAAUAGAAACAUUUACGCAUAUUUCAUCAACGAAAUAUCAACAGAAUUUUGGAUAUGCUCAGACCAAACCAAUGAGGUUGGUGCGGCCCAUGUGGAAGAGAGUGAGCUGGCUGGAGAGGGCUGCACAGCCUGCGUCUUGUGCUUAGAGUACAAGGUAACUAGGCUGUGCAGUCCAUGCGGCCAUGCUAAUAUGUGCACGGCAUGCUGCAAUCAUUUUGUUGCACAAGAAUGCCACUAUUCAGUAACAAACUCUGACGGAAGCGUGGAGGUGACAGAUAUCCAGUUACACACUACAGUCCUUUUGUAGGGCGAUAAUAGGGCAAAUUAUUAGAGUAGUUAGUUAUUUUCUUGGUGUUUCUUUGUAAUAUAGAGAUGAUUAUUCAUAUUCGGUGUAAUAAAAGAUUGUUU
This is a messenger RNA of Nilaparvata lugens (brown planthopper), 607 nucleotides long. RefSeq lists its product as uncharacterized. The transcript is spliced from 3 exons. The coding region runs from base 132 to 506 and encodes 124 amino acids. The record is from RefSeq and is a predicted model, not a curated record. Lineage: Eukaryota; Metazoa; Arthropoda; Insecta; Hemiptera; Delphacidae.